Molecule: messenger RNA, 2349 nt
Organism: Danio rerio (zebrafish)
Lineage: Eukaryota; Metazoa; Chordata; Actinopteri; Cypriniformes; Danionidae
Source: RefSeq, a predicted model, not a curated record
GUCACUGUGCUGGUGGACCCAUCCUUCACAAUGACAGAGAUAACAUAAUCCAUUAUUAAACCACAAAGCUCUUCGAAAACCUUAAGCAUUUUGACAGGAACGGCUGGAUGUACAUCUGUGACUUUCGGGUUCUGCUGUAUCUACAGUUGGACAUGCUUUUUACAGUGUUUGUUGUUCUGCAAGCUGUGAGUGAUACACAGGCCAUAGCCUUAGAUCCCUGCUCAGCGUACAUUAGUCUGAACGAACCAUGGAGGAACACUGACUACCAUGUCAACAACUCUGCGGGUGUCCCUCUGUGCGACCGGCAUGUAUCAGGGGAAUGGUAUCGCUUCACGGGUAUGGCUGGAGAUGCUAUGCCAACCUUCUGUAUCCAAGAAAACCACUGUGGAACCCAUGCGCCCAUUUGGCUGAAUGGGAGUCACCCUGGGCCUAGUGAUGGAGUUGUUACUCUAUCUGCGUGUGCUAGCUUCAAUAAUAACUGCUGCCAUUGGACUGCUAGUGUGGAGAUAAAGGCCUGUCCGAGAGGUUACUAUGUCUAUCGUUUACCCCGGCCCUCUGUCUGCUUCCACGUUUACUGUGGCCAUUUCUAUGACAUAUGUGAUGAGAUAGAGUGUACAGGAUCUGACUGCCCUGUCGAGCCUGAAUGCCGAUGCUCUGAGGGAACCAUUCUAGGCCCUGAUGCACAGACAUGUCUGGAUGUGAAUGAGUGUGAGAAAGGGAAUGGAGGAUGCGCAGAGCUAUGCAUAAACACCAAGGGCUCUCGGCGAUGUGAAUGUGGACCUGGUAAAGUGCUGGACGUAGAUGGGAAGAGCUGUAAAGAGACCGCAGGUUGUGACAAUGUUAAUGGAGGCUGUAGCCAUGGAUGCUCAUCAGAUGAAGACUCCUAUUACUGUCACUGUCCUUGGGGACUGAUGUUGGGGGAUGACAAACGGACCUGUCAGGUCCCUGUGAAGUGUGAUCCUAGUUCCAUAGAAGUCUCGGUUCCCAAAGACCUGGUGGGAGGGCUUGAACUUUUUCUCUCGAACACUUCCUGCCGUGGCAUUUCCAACGGGACUCACAUUAAUAUCCACUUCAGUCUGAAGACUUGCGGCACUGUGGUCCAGGUCAGUGGCGACAAAAUCAUUGGCACCAACUUGGUGACAGGUUUACCACGGUCAAGUCCCAGCAGCAAUGGGGAUUUGAUUGUGCGCACGAGCAAACUUUUACUGCCAAUUACGUGUGAAUUUCCACGGCAGUAUGAGGUGUCGGACGGCUACCUGCCAAGUCUACGCAACACAGCGCUGGAGUUAGCGGGCCACAGCGAAGGAAUAUUCCCCUUCAGUUUGGAGCUGUUUAAGAGCGCUGAAUUUUCCGAACCCUACAACCAACCUCCACAGCUGAAGUUACGCGACGUGCUGUACUUUGGUGUUGAGCCUCGGGAGCGGGUGGAUGGCCUUGCUGCUUUUGUAGAAAACUGUUUUGCCACACCUGGUCCCAAGGCUGACCAGGCCUUGAAGUAUUAUCUCAUCAAAGACGGGUGCAUUUCUGAUGAAACGGUGCGUCAGCUUUCGGCUAAAGACGAGCUCUCCAAACACUACCAGGUCCCAGUCUUCAAGUUCAUCGGCAAGGACAACAGAGAAGUGUUUCUGCAUUGCCGUGUGCUCGUGUGUGGGCAGACACAAGGGGAGUCUCGCUGUACACAGGGCUGCCGAAAGCGUUUGAGAAGAGAUGUCUGGAUUGAUCAGCACCAAGAGCAAAACAUACUGUCCAGUGGGCCGAUUCACAUACUGCCAGAUCCAUGAGCCAGCAUAAAGUAAACAGCGCCAUCUACAGACUAACCUAACGUAUUUCAACACCCAAUCACAGUCUGCACUGGAAAACAAAUAAGUUAAUUAACAGUUUACGUAUUUUGUUUUCCAUUCAUGUACAGUUGGGAAUUGCAUUAUGGGCUGUUGAUCUCUGCUCUGUGGACUCUUGAUGUUGAAAAUUCAACUCUACAGUUUAACAAAGUGACUUUUAUUAACAUUUUAGUCAUUUGAAAUAAUAUAAUGCAGUGGUGCCUAACCUUUUUAUCACUGCGGGCCAGUCAACACAUAACAAUUUUAAGCGGGGGAGGUCUACGUAUAUUGCUAGGGGACCAUCUACUGUACCUUUUUCUCAGAGGAUGACAAGCUGACCCAACAUUGCUGUAACUCUAAUACAAAUUUUUAUCUCUGGAGAAAAUUAAAUUGUUCUGUGUUCUGUGUGUUUAAGGUAUUUAGGCCCAUUCCUUAUUCUAUUUUUGUACCCCUAGCCCUUCCCCUUGGCCCGUUAAACUAAGUGUGAAGGGGAAGGGCUUCAAAAUUUACCCCUAAGAAAUGGGAUAAGCAC